AUGGCUACGACGCGCAGCCUUGAUCAUGCAAAGGCCGAAGCGGAACUGGCCAUCAACAUCAAGAAGGCCACCAGCCCAGAAGAGACUGCCCCAAAGCGCAAACAUGUGCGGAGUUGCAUCGUGUACACAUGGGACCACAAAUCUUCUUUGUCCUUCUGGGCUGGGCUCAAGGUCCAGCCCAUUCUUGCCGACGAGGUCCAGACAUUUAAGGCCUUAAUUACAAUUCACAAGGUUCUUCAGGAGGGCCAUCCGGUGACACUGAGAGAGGCAAUGGCAAACCGAGGAUGGAUUGACAGUCUGAGCCGCGGGAUGAUGGGAGAGGGUGUCCGUGGCUAUGGCCCCUUGAUCAGGGAAUACGUGCAUUUCCUGCUGGCAAAACUGUCGUUCCAUAAGCAACACCCAGAAUUUAACGGCACGUUCGAGUACGAGGAGUACAUCAGCUUAAAAGCCAUUCACGACCCAAAUGAAGGCUACGAAACCAUCACCGACUUGAUGACCCUUCAAGACAAGAUUGACCAGUUUCAGAAGCUGAUCUUUUCCCAUUUUCGCCACAUCGGAAACAAUGAAUGCAGAAUAUCUGCUCUUGUACCUCUUGUUGCAGAAAGCUACGGCAUUUAUAAAUUUAUUACCAGCAUGCUUCGGGCAAUGCAUUCAUCGACAGGAGAUAAUGAGGCCUUAGAGCCGCUCCGACAGAGAUAUGAUGCCCAGCAUUAUCGUCUUGUCAAGUUCUACUACGAGUGUUCAAAUCUUCGAUAUCUCACAAGCCUCAUCACCAUCCCGAAGCUUCCACCCGAUCCUCCGAACUUGCUCGCGGAGGAAGACACUGCCCCAGCCCUUCCAGCGCGACCUAAGCCAGAACCAGAGAAGCAGCCAACACCUCCUCCGGCACCAAAAGCUGAAGAGCCAGACGAAAUUUCCGAGUUCUGGAAGAACGAAAUUGACCGGCAGAAUCGGGAAUUUGAGGAACAGCAACGCGCCCUUGAAGCCCAACAGCAGGCAGCGCUUCUCGCGCAGCAGGAGGCGCAACGUCGGGCUCAGUUGGAGUUUGAGGAGCAACAGCGGCGCUUGCUCGAGCAACAGCAACGGGAGCAAGAAGCCCUGUUGGCUCAGCAGGCCCAGUGGCAGACUCAGGGGAGGAUUGCAGAACUUGAACAGGAAAACCUGAAAGCUCGUGCCCAAUAUGAACGGGACCAACUGAUGCUCCAGCAGUAUGAUCAACGAGUCAAAGCUUUAGAAGGCGAGCUUCAACAACUACAGACCAACUAUGGGCAGCAACUUGCGAACAAAGACGAUCAGAUCCGAGCUCUGCAGGAGCAAGUCAAUACCUGGCGAACCAAGUAUGAAGCUUUGGCGAAAUUAUACUCGCAGCUUCGCCACGAGCAUCUCGACUUGCUCCAGAAGUUCAAAGCUGUUCAGCUCAAAGCAGCUUCUGCACAGGAGGCAAUUGAAAAGCGUGAAAAGCUGGAGCGCGAGAUCAAGACCAAGAACCUUGAGCUGGCCGAUAUGAUCAGGGAGAGAGAUCGUGCACUACAUGAGAAGGACAGACUCCAGGGGGCCAACAAAGAUGAGGUUGAAAAGUUGAAACGAGAGCUCCGGAUGGCCCUUGAUCGUGCUGACAACCUGGAGAGGAGCAAGGGAGCAGAGCUCUCUAGCAUGCUUGCUAAGUACAACCGUGAGGUUGCUGAUCUCGAAGAAGCGCUCCGCGCCAAAACACGUGCCCUCGAGGAAGCCCAGGCUAAGCUUAGAGAAGGCAACUCGGAGCUGGAGGCUCUCCUCCGGGAGAAAGAAGAGGAACUUGAAGUGUACAAGGCCGGCAUGGACCAAACUUUGUUGGAGCUGAAUGAACUCAAGAAUAAUCAGAACACCACUGAUCAAGCGAUCGACAGCCAGAUCGACGCUUUGAUUCUCGCACAGCUGGACAAGAUCAAUGAGAUCAUCGACUCCGUCCUCCAAGCAGGUGUACAGCGUGUUGACGAUGCGAUUUACGAACUUGAUUCCACCAUGCAAGCUGGCAAUCAGAACGCGUCGCCUUCAUACGUUCUCUCUCAGAUCGAAAAGGCGUCAGCCAGUGCGACUGAGUUUGCCACAUCCUUCAAUGGUUUUAUCGCCGACGGACCAAAUAGCACCCAUGCGGACCUGAUCAAGAAUGUCAACGUCUUUGCUGGUGCCAUCGCGGAUGUUUGCAGCAACACUAAAGGUCUUGUCCGCCUCGCCACUGAUGAGAAGAAGAGCGACGCUUUGAUCAGUGGCGCUCGCCAGUCUGCCCUCGCGACAGUCAAAUUUUUCCGCAGCUUGCUGAGCUUCCGUCUGGAUGGAAUGGACCCAUUACAGAAGACGGAUGUUGUGAUUAAUUGUAACCACGACGUGAACUUAAAUCUUCAGAAGCUCAGCAAUCUUGUAGAAACAUUUGCUCCUGGCUUUGGCAAACUUGCAAAUAAGGGUGACCUGGGCGAGAUUGUUGAUCAGGAGCUCAGCAAGGCUGCUGAUGCUAUUGAGGCCGCUGUCGCUCGUCUUACGAAGCUCAAGAACAAGCCCCGUGAAAAUUACACGACAUAUGAACUCCGUGUUCACGAUUCUAUUCUUGACGCCGCUAUGGCGAUCACCACAGCCAUUGCAAGACUCAUCAAAGCUGCCACCAUUACACAACAAGAAAUCGUACAAGCCGGUCGCGGCUCAUCAUCUCGGACAGCAUUCUACAAGAAAAACAAUAGAUGGACAGAAGGUCUUAUCUCCGCGGCAAAGGCCGUUGCGUCCUCAACAAAUACACUCAUUGAGACCGCCGAUGGAGUACUGUCGAACCGCAACAGCCUUGAACAGCUGAUUGUGGCAUCUAAUGAUGUAGCUGCCUCAACUGCUCAACUUGUCGCCGCCAGUCGCGUAAAGGCUGGUUUCAUGAGCAAAAGUCAGGAGGAUCUGGAACAGGCCAGCAAGGCUGUCGGUGCUGCUUGCCGUGCAUUGGUUCGUCAGGUGCAGGAUAUGAUCAAGGAUCGUAAUGCAGAGGAGGAGAAGAUUGAUUACUCGAAACUGAGCGCACACGAAUUCAAGGUUCGCGAGAUGGAGCAGCAGGUCGAAAUACUUAAGCUGGAGAACGCUCUUGCGGCUGCCCGUCACAGACUUGGAGAGAUGCGCAAGAUAUCAUACCAGGAGGAGUAG
Messenger RNA from Thermochaetoides thermophila DSM 1495, 3153 nucleotides. RefSeq lists its product as uncharacterized. The record is from RefSeq and is a predicted model, not a curated record. The coding region runs from base 1 to 3153 and encodes 1050 amino acids. Gene Ontology annotation, cellular component: actin cortical patch; clathrin-coated vesicle. Gene Ontology annotation, molecular function: clathrin light chain binding; phosphatidylinositol-3,4-bisphosphate binding; phosphatidylinositol-3,5-bisphosphate binding. Lineage: Eukaryota; Fungi; Ascomycota; Sordariomycetes; Sordariales; Chaetomiaceae. The transcript is spliced from 4 exons. Gene Ontology annotation, biological process: clathrin coat assembly; actin filament organization; endocytosis.